Cuculus canorus (common cuckoo) is the source of this 2818-nucleotide messenger RNA. RefSeq names its product adenosine deaminase like (gene MAPDA). The record is from RefSeq and is a predicted model, not a curated record. Lineage: Eukaryota; Metazoa; Chordata; Aves; Cuculiformes; Cuculidae. Gene Ontology annotation, biological process: inosine biosynthetic process; adenosine catabolic process. The transcript is spliced from 11 exons. Bases 39 to 1085 code for a protein of 348 amino acids. Gene Ontology annotation, molecular function: adenosine deaminase activity.
CCCGCCCCGCAGUUCGUUCCCGCCCCUCGCAGCCCGCCAUGGCCGCGCCGCAGAGCGGCUUCUACCGGCGCCUGCCCAAAGCGGAACUUCAUGCUCAUUUGAAUGGCUCUAUCAGUUCUGCCACUAUGAAGAAACUUAUGGUCCAGAAGCCACACCUUCAGAUCCAGAAUGGAAUGACUGUGAUUGACAAAGGAAAGAAAAGAACCUUAGAUGAAUGUUUUCAGAUGUUUCAGAUCAUCUACCAGAUAACAACUCGGACUGAAGAUAUUUUACUGAUAACUAAAGAUGUUAUUAAAGAAUUUGCUGAUGAUGGUGUCAAAUAUCUGGAAUUGAGGAGCACUCCUAGAGAAGAGAAGUCCACAGGAAUGACCAAAAGGAUGUACGUUGAAACUGUACUUGAGGGUAUAAAGCAGUGUAAAGAAGAAGGCUUGGAUAUAGAUGUAAGAUUGUUAAUAGCAAUAAACAGAAAAGCUGGCCCAGCAGUUGCUAAGCAGACUGUUAAACUUGCUGAAGAGUUCCUUCUUUCCAGUGAUGGAGUUGUAGUAGGAGUUGACCUCAGUGGUGAUCCCACUGCAGGACAUGGUCAAGAUUUUUUGGAGCCGCUCUCAGAAGCAAAAAAAGCAGGUCUAAAGCUGGCAUUGCAUCUUUCAGAGAUUCCAAACCAAGAAGAGGAGACCAGAAUUCUCCUGGGCCUACCUCCAGACAGAAUUGGACAUGGAACAUUUCUCAACUCUGCAAGAGCAGGUUCAGAAGAGUUGGUGCAACUUGUUCAACAGAAUGAGAUACCUAUUGAACUCUGCAUGACCUCCAACAUCAAAACUCAGACAGUGCCCUCCUGUGGCAAACACCACUUCGGAUACUGGUACCGCAUGGGCCACCCCACAGUGCUUUGUACUGACGAUAAAGGCGUCUUUGCAACAAAUCUGUCGCAAGAAUAUGAGCUGGUUGCAAAAACAUUUAAUCUGACUCGAUCAGAGAUGUGGGAACUUUCCUAUGAAUCGAUUAACCAUAUUUUUGCUUCGAGUGUAGUAAAAUCAAAGCUAAGGGAGCAGUGGUGUAAACUGAAGCCAUCUCUGUUUGAUUGAUCAAACUGUUGUUCUCAACAGCUUGUGUGUGUCAGCUUAGUUAAUAAGCAUUUUUUACUGAAUCCUUGGCUUUUUGCAGACUUCAGGUUUAUAAAUCCAGCCCAUAAACUGUGCUUGUGCAAAAUGAAGAUGACAUAAAUGCAUCCUUGGUUAGCAGAGGACACAAGUAAAUGUUCUUUUGUAGCUGGGAAGGGCUCUCAGGUAGUGACUGAAACUCCAAAUGUGUCCUCAUGCAGUUUCUCUCCAGUUGAUAGGACAUUUUUUAAAAAUACUUGAAAGGUGUCAUCAUACUACAAACAUCUGAGAGUCAGAACAAAAUAAGGGCAGAGCUUAAAGGUUUUUAAAUGUCUGUUGGCAACAUGACACCAAGCAGUUUGGAUGAUGAUGCACAUAUUGGUAUUUUGUGGUUUUUUUGUUGUUUUUUUUUUCAAAAAAAAGCUUUGAGCCAUUGAUUAAAUGUAAAGACAGAAACAAACUUAGGGAGGAUGAAAUCAUUAUCUCAAAGGAAUUAGAACCUCUGUUUCUGUUGGUGUACAUGGAUGACUGCAGCCAGCUAUGGAUCGUGUGGUGUAUGUGGUGGUGCCUAGUGGUGCCCUCAGCACAGGGAGAGUUUAGACAAAGCUAAGAAUUCUGGGUACCUUGGCAAACUGUGAGCUGCUUGGGGGAGAUGAUCCGAUUCUUAGAAUGCUGUUUGGAAUUACCGUUUGUUUCAUAUAAAAAUGCAAUAAAAGUAGCUUCAACCUCCAUGUUUUCGAACCCACUACUUAAAUAUACGUGUGCGCGCGUGAGAUCUGCAGAGGAGAUGCCCGUGUAACCUGCUGCAGGGUUUGGUGAGACUGAGUACCCCGAGCAGACCUGCUGCCUGUGUGUGGCCCUGCUUCUGCUCUGACAGCAGGCGGUGCACCUUGGAUCACGCAGUGUCAGAGUCCGCUCCACGUGUCUCUGUGCAUGUGCCUGUAUAGUUUGGUACUGAGAUAUCAAAAUAUGUAGGAACCAUAUGUGUGCAACCUUAUCUGUACUAAGUAUCUGAUACUAGGAAUUGCUAGCAGCCUAGGAAGUAUCCGGGGGAAGGUGUUUCAUACCUAAAGUGCCUUGACAUGGAUUAAACAAGCUAAUAGUCUGGGUUCUGCAGGGAAUGCUGAAUAUAAAGACUAUAAUACAAAAGCUGUUCAUGACUUCUGUUUUGGUCUUUUUUAAUAAUAUCAGUAUCAAGUAGUUAGUCUGGCUCCAAAGUGGCAAAAAGGAACAAACAGGAAAAAAAAAAAAAGACUGGGGGAGGAUAGUGAAGCAGUAGGUAUGGGGGUGUGGCUACCUGAAGUCCCCAGAGAGCAAAAAAUCCUUUUGGAGAUGGGGGAAAUUAUUUGAAGUAGGACUGUGAUUGUAUAUAUUCUUAUCUGAAGUCAGAAUAAGGCCUCAUGCUGACUUUUACUUACAAACAUUACUUCCCAAGAAUUUUCACUGAUCAUGUUAUUGUUAUUUGAUCGAGUUAGAUUAUCACUUGCUGCUUGAUCAUGUUUUUCUGUUUUUCUUUCUACAAAACUAACAGCUGUGGAAAAUUUUUCCUUUCUCAGUGAGGAGCUCUCUAAAGACAGGGUGAGCAGCUUUCUGGAACGUUACAGCUGCGUGUAUCUCAGUCUCGGGAUAAGCAGGCCUGCGCUCCAGGGAGACGGCAUUCUCAUGUAAAGUUAAUAAUUGUGGCCUUCAGUUAGUUAUCCAGACCUCAUCAAUAACAG